AUGCCGCCAUUCCUGGAGCAGGGCGGCUUUGAGAGACCUCUGAAGCAUCUGGACGUGCCUGAGACGCCAUCCACAGCGGUACCUUCGGUCACACCAAGUCCGCUGGGCAGCCCUGUGGUUGGAGAGAGCCUGAAGCUUUGCGGAGGUGAGAAGGCUCUGGACGUGCAUCGCCCGGAGAUUUCAACCUGUCCCGGCCGAGAGCAGCCGACCGGCGAUGCUUGGUUGCUCGGCAAGCUGCACAAGCUGUGGAAGAAGCCUGCAUGGCUUGUGCAGCAUCGAAGUCAGUUUGUGUGCCUGGUCGCCCGCCUUGUAUGGUUCUCACUGCUAUUCAAAGGUUGGAAGGCAACGGUGUGGCCACCUUGGACCUUGGAGGUGAUGUGGGAGCACCUGCUGGGCUUGCGAUACCCGGUCAUCCUGAAACAUAGUGGGAACUCUUGUCAGAUGAAGCAAACGCUGCGCUGCUGCGCUUCUGCAUUGCCUCAGUCUGCAGAGAUUCCAGAACCAGAACCAUGCUGA
Messenger RNA from Symbiodinium necroappetens, 516 nucleotides. The record is from the annotation of a GenBank genome assembly. NCBI's taxonomy places the organism in Eukaryota, Dinophyceae, Suessiales, Symbiodiniaceae.